This is a messenger RNA of Neodiprion fabricii, 2035 nucleotides long. RefSeq names its product arrestin domain-containing protein 17-like. Gene Ontology annotation, cellular component: cytoplasm. NCBI's taxonomy places the organism in Eukaryota, Metazoa, Arthropoda, Insecta, Hymenoptera, Diprionidae. Bases 277 to 1476 code for a protein of 399 amino acids. Gene Ontology annotation, biological process: protein transport. The transcript is spliced from 6 exons. The record is from RefSeq and is a predicted model, not a curated record.
GUGUUCGGUUGUCAGCGGCACCAGGAUCACCGCCAGCGGCGGUCGUAUUACAUCCAACGAGGGAAAGCUCUAUUUCUCAAUUAUAAAAAAUUAACCGAUCCUCACGGCGGACGCGUUUUAAAUAUUCAAAUUUCGCAUUCUGCGGUGCGGAACUCCGCCUACUUCUUCCCCUGGGAAAUCGCCCCCGGCCACGGCCUCCAGCCACGUGGUCCGACGACGAAACGAAGAGUUUUUGCCCAAGGUCGUCUACGUCCUACAGGACCUCGAACAUCCGGCAUGGAACUCGACGACGACUGGACAGGGAGCGUGGAGUUGAAAAUCGCGUUGGAUCAUCCGCAGGGUGUAUUUUACCCGGGAAAUCAAGUGGCCGGGAAAGUUCUCGUCAGCUGGAACGAGCCGAAGAUAUUCUUAGGACUACGAGUGAAGUGCGAAGGAACGGGUUUGGUCUUCUUCACCGACAGGUCGGCUGGCUUUCGACGAAAAUUUUCCAACGAUGAGUCCUACCUUGCCCGGGAAGUCUACCUCAUUGGUGACGGAGAGUCGCCGGUGAGCACUGAGGGUGGUCAAAACGAAUUUCCGUUCUCCAUUGACCUGCCCGAAGAGAUACCGGGGAGUUUUGAGGGCCGGUAUGGCCGAGUCAGAUACAGCGUCUCGGCCUUUUUGGACCUCACUAACGUCGUGCGGAUAACCAGCAGCCUGCCGUUCACCGUUGUGCCUGUUCUGGACCUGAAUCAAGACUCCCUCGCAACGCUUCCAAUCAGCGAGGACAACUCAAAGGUCGUAGUGGGUCAGACGGAGCCGUUGAACAUGCUGGUCACGUUGCCGGUUCGCGGAUUCGUACCUGGCCAGACUAUCCCGGUCAAGAUCGUCCUGAACAACGUUUCCAACGUCGAGAUCAGGAAGCUUCGAGUGGUUUUCAAGAAGGUGAUCACGUACCACACGCAUCGUAAAUCGCGUCGUCACAAGGAGAUCAUAGUCGAAAUUGAAUUGCCGGUAACCAAGAGUUGCCAGGUUUACGAGACGGGGGUCGAUGUCCCCGCCGUGCCGCCGACGGGGUUGAAAUUCUGCAGCAUAAUCGACGUCUGGUACACGCUGAAGGUCGAGGCUUGCGUCGAGGUGAACGAGUGGUACCUCAGGAUGCUGCAGAAGAACCUUAAGACGAGGAUGCGGAUCGUGGUGGGAACGAUUCCCCUGCGACACUACGAAACUCCCGAGGAAGAAUUGCCCGGUGAAGGUACAGGGAGGCAAACGGAAGUCGGGAACAUCGGUGAAAAGCCGAAAACCGACGAUUUCGCUGAGAAUCCGAGCCUCUACGAGGAGAGUAAAAUCUAUCCGUCGUCAAAACCUAACCGAGACGAUCCCCCCGGAGAUGAGGAGGCGGAAAACGGAUCUGGAAACACUUACGCGCCGUUGUAUCGCGUUUAUACAUUCAACAAGUCGAAAAGGAACAAUCACGCUUCAAAAUCUAACCAUUAACGAUUCGCUGAUGAUGUUUAACGUUUUACCUGCAGCAAACAUCUGCCAAUUCAAAUUUCGUCCGCGUAUAUAUUAAUAUGUUGUCACGUAAUAUACAUACAUACAGAGUGAUAUGCUAACGACCGAAUGGUUUAACGCGCAUGCGCUAAAAUUCGAAAGAAAGAGCAGUCGUUUUUUUCAGGGUGACCAAAAUUUGAAAACUCAGACUCUCAAAAAUUUUAAGAGACGUCGGUCAUCUGAAUCUACGAAUGUUGAUCACCCUUGCAAGUCAACUGAUGUUGCUCUCGAAUUUCAGUGCAGGCGCAUUAAAUCAUUCAGUCAUUACGAAUUCACUCUGCAUGUACACUGGACCGUUUGAAAAUAAUUUGUUUUUUUAUAUCUUCAUGGGACUUACACCUAAAAAACUUUGUUUCAGUCCUAAAAAGUAUCCUCGUAGAAGCGGAACUCUGUAGCUUAUCAGAAAGGCAUUGCGCGCUAGACUUUUCCAAUUUUUUUUGUUCUCUACAAUUGAUAUUUUGCGCAACUUUUACUUAGUUCAGCUUUUGAGACUCUUUCUCUA